Messenger RNA from Salvelinus fontinalis (brook trout), 3553 nucleotides. RefSeq lists its product as uncharacterized. Bases 272 to 2089 code for a protein of 605 amino acids. NCBI's taxonomy places the organism in Eukaryota, Metazoa, Chordata, Actinopteri, Salmoniformes, Salmonidae. The record is from RefSeq and is a predicted model, not a curated record. Gene Ontology annotation, cellular component: nuclear envelope; meiotic nuclear membrane microtubule tethering complex; membrane. The transcript is spliced from 11 exons.
GUUACCUGCUACAUUCAUAACGCCGGCGUGCUCUUUCUAUAGUUGUUACAUUUACAAGAGAAAGCAGAUCAACUUCACAAAUGACAUCCUAUGGUUGUUUCUUUAAGCGUGCACAAACGUCCCGCCGCAUUUCGAAUAAGUGUUUGUCAUAUUUAGGCAUCAAGCGAAAUGGAGCUUCCCAGUGUCAAGACCUCCCACCUGUAUGAAUCCUACCUGUGAAUCCAGACGAAGUAGAAUCGUGGAGCUGCCCAGGUGACAGGUGGAGCCAAAGAUGCCUGUGGAGGUGCCACUCUCAGCCGGUAGUCAUGGACAACAUUGUCCCUGCAGCACAGGAAGUGACAUAAUGUCGGAAGAGGAUGAACGUCGAGUCGCUACCCAGUCUGUGAACAGCCCCUUGCGAUUGGACCUGAUCCUAGAGCACACUGAGCCCCUACUUUCCGAGUCCCAAUUCCUGCCUCUACUAGAUAUCAAUGAGGAGCCCCAAGACUGUCUGCCACUGGGAAACUGCUUGAUCCAAGAUGGAAGCCUGUCUCUGGAUGGAUGUGUCCAGUUGGAAAGAAAAUGGGUGCUAUGGCAUGAGUUCAUGAAGGAGUGCUCCUCUCUCGGCGACUGGCUCCAAUUGGCUGAGAAGUCUGCCGACUCCCCGAGAUCUGCCCAUGUGCUCUUUGUCACUGCCAAGGAGGAGCUCAAGAAAUUUGAGAGCCUGAGGACCCAGGCUGGGGCUCGGCUGGUGCAGCUGGACAGUCUGACCCUUAGGAACAGGACCCUGACCAGGCUCUUUGAUGGGGCCAUGCGGUCACGCCUGCUGGGCAUGGCCAAGGACUGUGGUCAGCGCUGGGACCGCCUACAUGGAACCAUUGAGAGUGUCUGCCGCAGACUCAAGCACUGUGUGUCCCAGCGCGAGGAGUUUGAUGGCCAGAGGGAGGAGAUGGCUGUGUGGCUUGCUGACAUGGACCUUAGGCUGACCGAGGUGGAGCACUUCUCUGGAAGGGACACCUGUGACAAGAUGCGGGAGCUGCAGAGCUUCCAGGAGGCAGUGGGGGAGAAUGCGGGGCGUCUGAAUUGUCUCCUGGAGCGGGGUGAGGCGCUAAUCCAGAGGAGCGAGCCAGAGGACGCCCAAGAUAUCGAGGCGGGGCUGCAGGAGCUGCUGCUCUACUGUGCCCAAGUUUUUGAGGGAGUGGGCCAUCUGUACACACGCCUGCUCAGCAUGAGACUGGUGUAUGAGGAUGACUGGGUACUGACUCAAGCCUCUGACUCUGGCUGUCCGUCUGAGAUCCUGUUGGAGCAGGAUGGUGUGUUUGAGAAGGGCAGUGCCCCAGACCAGCGGAACCCCACCAACCUGGACCACAUGGUGCUGGAGUGGGACCCCUCCGUCGACAUCGGGGGCCACGUCUCCCAAUACGACGCUGGCUUGUCAUAUUUCAGCGCCCACACAAAUCGAGAGAAGCCAUUGGCAAGAGAUGGUGUGAAGAGGCGGAGUUACCUCAGCUCCAUAGGCUCUCAGUCUGAUCUAAAUAACAGCGCAGCAGAGGACAUGAGUCUGGAGAGGAGGUUUGAGUAUGCAGGUCCAGAGGUGUUCUCACCUCCCACAACCCAGAGUGUCAGAGAUGACAGACCUCUUCUCUCUGGCUGCUGGAUGACCUCCACGCCCGACGGACCCUCCCCGGAGCCUGUGACCUUUGACCCUGCUCGCAUCAGCGCUUGGCUGGGACAGACGCAUGGACACACCGUCCCCUCUAGGGUCCCCUCGGUCCAACAGCGCAGAGCCUGCUCCAAGGCAGUCCAGACCGACAGUACUGGGAAGUCUCCAGAGGAAGAGCUGCACUGCAAUGCCUCAUGGGAGGUGGUCCAUAGUGAGCAACUGCCAAAUGAGUGCCCUGACAGACAAACCCAGUGCAGCUCGUGGCCCCUGGGGGCACUAAAGACUCUGAGAAGCCUAGUGUUCCUGGUCGUCCUGCUGGCUGUGUUCCUAGCCCUGCUGGUCUGGCCCACAACACUCCUCAUGGACUUAGAGUGCCACCGCUCCAACUCCUUUGCCCGCACCUUCCAACUGGCCCUGAGCUACGUCAACGGGCCCCCGCCAACCUGAGGGACAAAAGUGUCCCAGAAGGUGGUCACAUCAAAUCCGUGGUGAGCCCUGAACACACCUUAUUCAGGGGGGACAGUCCCAGAAUGCCUUUCCAUUUCAAAACCAUGAGUAAGGCAUUGACAAGGAGGCCGCGUGAGAAAAGAGAGAAAUUAAGAACUAUUAGGCCCAAUAAAAAUGUGGCCUUGGUAUUUAUUAUCUGAAUCCCUCCACCAUCCUGCUGGCAGAAGUAGCUCAUCUCUAAUGGCAUUCAUAAUGUCUUACUAUGCCAGGGUAGCACUUUUGUUGAUUGGUCUGUCAUGAUGGAUUUGUAACUUAUUUAUAUGGUGAUUAUAAUCUAUAUGGACGACUUAAUGACGGCAAAUACUUUGAGCAAUUCUCUUUUGGGCAUUUGAAAUUAUCUGUAUAUCAAUAUUUAUUAUGUCAAAGCUAGAGAGAGCUUUCGAUUUUUUCUGCACUCUAUAUUGCAAGCGCUUGACUAUUGGUUCUAUCCGCAUUUUUGUCCAAAUUGAGUUAUUGAUCAAGCCUUGUUCUGUUUAAUGUUCUCUACCUAUAUAGUACUCUAAACACCCCAAUCUUGUUAAAUUCAAAAGAAUACAAGACUAACAUUGCUGACACCUUUCAAACCAUUGAGAGUUUGGAACUUUGAAGCCAAUUAUCUCAGAAUCAUCUUUUUGCAGGUAAUCGUUAGUCCCAAGCUCUCGAUUUCACAUGGGGUUUCUGCAAAUGAAUGAUACUGAAUGCCCAAGCUCGGAUUUACUAGGGCGACUUGCAGAGAUGACCCAUUUGUAGGUCAAUGGGAUAGGUGACCUGGCUAAUGCACUUAGGAUAAAUUAGCACUCCUUUUGUGCUGCUGCUGUGUGUGUGUGAGACCUUGUUUGCAUGUGCGUGGGUCGUUAGUAUAUACUCAAUGAAUUUCUUUUACAUCUGCUGCGAUGCCAACAGGGUCCAGCUGGAAAACAAUCAGGCAAAAGCCAAUACAUCUGAGGCCAGUGAAGACAGUGUAAGCCUCUAAACAUACUGUAUGGGUUAUGUAAAAGUGUAUGGUCAAUGCUUAUGUUUUGACAUAGUGGAUGCAAUCCUGGAUCUCAUCCAUAUGUCACAAAUGUAAUGUCAGUCUUAAGAAGUGAAUGGGUUAAAAACUCCAUAAUAUUAUGUGAGGUACAUGCACCUCAUCUGAAAAUGUUGGAAUAUGUUUGCCUUAUGCUAGUAGGUGUGUGUGUUUGUUUGUGGGGGAGUGUUUGCACGGAGUUUUGAUUCUUGUCCGUCCAGUGUGUAUCAGCGUGGAAAGGUAGUGAAGUGGAACAAAUCAGAUUUCUUAAAUUCAGAUUCCUCAGCUUCUUGCAUUUCAUGGAUGAUUUUUAAACUUCCCCUUUAUACAGUAAAGGAUUCCUGUUUUUGUUUUUUUAUAUGUGGAGUUCUAGAUCUGUACAUGCGUCAUGAAAUUAAAGAACAGUGUGAGAACAA